AUGGACGCCUUUACGGAAAGAUGUAAAACAAAAACGGUAGAUAACCUGGCUUUCCUUUGGUCCACCAGUUUAAAAACUGAAAAGUUUGUAGAAGUAGAGAAAAAGAUGAAUUCUUUGGAAUUAGACUUAACUGCUCAACACAUGGACAAUUUGAUAAGGAAUCUUUCGGGUUUUAACCUUGAAGUUGACAAGAUCGAAAGAGAUGGGAACUGUUUUUUCAGAGCAGUUGCCUCACAGCUCAAUAGACACCUGAGGGAAUAUAAGGAACAUAUCGAAGGGCAUUGCACUUCCCUUGGAUUAGAAUUAGUGAAGCCUUCGACACACGUAGACUUAGGGAGCUGUUUGUGA
Messenger RNA from Pocillopora meandrina, 348 nucleotides. Lineage: Eukaryota; Metazoa; Cnidaria; Anthozoa; Scleractinia; Pocilloporidae. The record is from the annotation of a GenBank genome assembly.